GAUCUUAUCGGAUUGAAAUCGACUUGGGUUGGUUCUCUUCUCGACAGAAACCGUUUCGGUUAGAUGGACGAAUGUGUUGGGAAAGCGCGCGAUUGAUCGAUUUGGCAAUCUCUCAGACACGGUAUCGUUGGCACCUGGUACGAGAGACGUUACAACUCGAUAAUUGUCACCUUUGACGUUCCGUCUUCGAAUCUGGAUGAUCGCCACGGCAUGAAACGUCAAUUCUCAUGGUGCGAACUGUAACGUUGGCUGCGUCGUGAUCGUAGAGCAUAUCCUUUAGCGAGUUCUACGUUAAAAUUGAACAGGACGAUGUAAGAAACUCCCUGAAAUUAAAGAUCUUGUUAAUGCCCAUCCUGGAAAGUAUCUGUUGUAUUGGAGCUUCGAAUAAUCUAGAACAAUGGAUAAAAUUGUCAGAAUGUCCCAACUGAAGUAUUUAUUUGAGGAGUUUCCCGGGAAUAUGAAAUUUUGUUUUGCUUACGGAUCAGGUGCAUUCAAACAAAUUAACAAUGAUGGCAAUAAUAAUAUGUUGGAUCUUAUAUUUGUUGUAUGCAAUGCUAACAAAUGGCAUGCAGAGAAUUUGAUGAAAAAUCCUAAGCAUUAUGCUCAACCAUUAAGAUAUCUUGGUCCUAAAAUGAUCACUAAUAUUCAAGAAGGAUCAGGUGCUAAAAUAUUUUACAACACAUUGGUGAGAACAAAUAAAGACCAGCUUAUUAAGUAUGGCGUGAUAUCCGAGGUUUCAUUGGUGGAAGAUUUGUUAGAUUGGAACGAUAUGUACUUGGCAGGGAGAUUGCAUAAACCAGUUAAAGUAUUGAUGGAACCCGACGAGAAUUCUCAGUUACGUACUGCACUGGUACAGAAUUUGCAUUCGGCUGUACAUGCAGCUCUGUUGUUGCUGCCUGAGCAUUUUACGGAAGUUGACUUUUUUAAAAGGAUCACCAGCCUAUCCUACCACGGCGAUUUUCGAAUGAUUUUCGGUGAAAAUAAAGAUAAGAUCAGCAACAUCGUGUUGCCACAAUUGCAUCAUUUCAAGCAGUUAUACAAACCGAUCUUGAAACAUUUUGAUAACUAUGUAGAUAUUCCAAAGUCAGAUGACAUGAUUGUCACAUGUAAUCAGGAUACCAGCCCGGCGACUAAAAUCCAUCAUUUGAAUCAUUUACCUAGAACACCCCAGAUUAAAUUAGUCAGAAUGUGGUCCCAUGGGCCAAGAUCGAAAGACACAGAAGAUUGUUUGCGUGCGAUCGCACACGAUCCGGAAUGUUGUGAUUUAUUGAAUCAAUGUUUGAAAGAGAUCGUUUGGAGGUCUAGCGUGACGCAAAGUCUCAAGGGAAUCGUAACCGCAGGGCUUAUAAAAUCCGUUAAGUACAGCGGCUCCAAGAUAAUUAAGAUGUUACAGUCCAAUUCGUUACCCAAGCCUGAUCCAAAUAAAAUCAAUAAAAUCGUUGAGACUGUUGUAAAGAAGACAGAGUCUAAGAACACUGAGAAACGCGUCGAGUAGUUAUGUCGAGUAAUUCUUUUAGACAAAGCUAAUUCAGUCUUGAUAUAUAUGUAUAUACACGUACAUUUGUAAAUUCUUAUAC
Molecule: messenger RNA, 1577 nt
Organism: Cyphomyrmex costatus
Lineage: Eukaryota; Metazoa; Arthropoda; Insecta; Hymenoptera; Formicidae
Product: phosphatidate cytidylyltransferase, mitochondrial
Exons: 2
Coding region: 398-1495 (365 amino acids)
Biological process (GO): cardiolipin biosynthetic process; CDP-diacylglycerol biosynthetic process
Cellular component (GO): mitochondrion
Molecular function (GO): phosphatidate cytidylyltransferase activity
Source: RefSeq, a predicted model, not a curated record